GAAGUUUCUCGCGGUUCUCCUUUCGGUUUCUCUGCUCGGUUAAAUCCCGUCUUCACUCUUUUUUGUGUUUUUCACUUCCUUUUGGUUAAAUGGCACUUGAGAAUGAUCUGUCGUGUCCUGUGUGCACUGAUGUCUUCACUGAUCCUGUGUUAUUGAGCUGCGGUCACAGUUUCUGUGGUCAGUGCAUUGAUAAUCACUGGACCUCGAGCGGCUCCAGAAACUGUCCCGUCUGUCGACAGGUGUCACCUCAGAAACCGGUGUCCAAUCUGGGCCUUCGGAACGCCUGUGAGACAUUCCUGAAAGAGAAACGCACGGAGAGAAAGAGGGAUGGAGAUGGAGGACUGGAAUGUCAGAUACAUGGAGAGAAACUUCAGUUGUUCUGUCAAACAGACGAUCUGGUGAUAUGUUCAGAGUGUCAGAAACACGAGCACAGGGGACACAAAAUACAGCCCCUACAAGACACUAUACGCCAACGCAAGGCGAAGCUAAAAGAAGCUCUUUGUCCAACUGAGAGGACCUUGUUGACGCUUCAGAAUAAUACAGCAGUGGAUGCCCAAAUCUCUAAAUACAUCCAGAAUCAAGCUCAGCAGACAGACAGAAGGAUAAGGGAGGAAUUUAAGAAACUCCAUCAGUUCCUCAAAAAGGAGGAGGAGAGCAGGAUAGCAGAUCUGAAUAAAGAAGAGAAAGAAAAGAAAGGACAGAUGGAGAGAAGAAUGAAAGUAAGAAUACAGUCACUGUCGGGCGCAGUCAGAGAGGUGAAAAAUGCCAUGAAGGAUGAUGACAUCACCUUCCUUCAGAACUAUUACAGCAUUAUGAAAAGAAUUGAGGACACACUCCCAGAUCCAGAGCCAAGUUCAGAAGCUCUCAUUGAUGUUCCCAAACAUCUGGGAAACUUGAAGUACAAUGUGUGGGAGAAGAUGAAAGGCAUCUGUCGUUUCUACCCCGUGAUCCUGAAUCCAAACACAGCUCCACCAGACGUCCAUAUUUCAGAUGACCUGUCCUCUGUGACCUUGUGCUCCUACCGGCAGGGCGACCUAAACCCUCUUCAUCUGUACAAGAACCGUAUGGUGUUAGGCAGUGUGGGUUAUGGUGAUGGCGUUCACACUUGGGAAAUCAAGGUGGGAAAGAGUCAGCACUGGAGCCUUGGAGUGUGUCUUGGAUUGGUGGAAAAUAUUAUUAUGGAUCCCAAAAUUGACUUUUGGGGUCUCAGACGUGACGACAACAUAUACAGUUUCCUGAACACUCCAUUAAAGUUCACGAUGAUGACAAAUCCUGAGGUAGUGCGCGUGAAGAUCGAGGAUGAUUCUGACCUGAAGUGCAAAUGCUUUAGGAAAGUGACAUUUUUUGAUGCUAGGACUAAUACCCUUUUCGGAAGCAUCUCACGAGUGCCCUCUGUAUGGGAGCUCUUCCCAUUUGUGAUCCCAGGAGAGCGAUCGUCCAAUCUGUGUAUACUCCCAGCAAACAAUGAUCCGACUGUUGAACUGGCUGGACAGAAGCUAUCCUUCUUUGGGAGACACAAUGUCUUGAUUAUCAUCUAUGUUUGUUUUGUUGUGGCUAUAUUAAUGAUUCUGUUGUGGAUGAUAGACAUACUCGAUUAAUGAAUAUCUCGAGGAAAGGAAAUAAUUUGAUGGGUUAUUUCAGUAUCGUAAUGGUCUGUUAUACCUGUAUAUCUGACUUCCUGUAGGAAACUGACUUCCUGCAAUCACAUUAGCAGAAGCAAGGUAAAUGGGCUGUCUAUAAACACUGUAUCUAUAGGGAAAUGCUGCAAUAUUCAUUUGUUUUAUUUAAUUUCAGUGUAUACAAAGCCAUUGUAUAAUCUUGUUGGAUUGUUAGAUAAACUUUUUCUGACCAAGACGGUUGAAUGUAUAGUGUCUUUGAUCAACAGUAUGUAGUUUUGGGGCACUAUUAUUUAAAAAGGUUUUUCACAAUUAGUCCAUUAUAAUCAAUGAAUUUUAGAUUGGAUGCAACAUACUAUAAACUAUAAAGAAAAUUACUUAUAAGCUUUGAGAUUAGGAUUUACACUUAUUGUCUCUCUCUUUACAAUGGUCUGCAGCUGUUUUGUUGGUGCCACACACUCCAUAGUGGUACAUUAGAGGAGAUAUAACAGGGUAAUAAAUAUACUGUAAUAUUAAUGUUGAAUGUUUGGUGCUGUGCAUCUUGGGAAUUGAUCAUUUGUGUAUAAUAUCUUUUAGCAGUAAUUUAUCACAAUAUUUAUUUUAUGUAUAAUAUGUUUUAUUUUCAUGACUUCUCUCUCAGUGGGUGUUUGUUUGAAAAGGUUUCAGUUUCAUUUUGAACUCAAGUAAUAAUAAAUAUGAACCCUGAGCUGUAGUAUUAAACAUGAGGGUUUCAAACUUGGUUUCGAGCAAUCUGUCCCUCCUUUCAAAAUCUUUUGAUCUGGUUUCUUGUAUGAUUAUGGAAGUCAACACUAAACAAUGGUUCUAGACAUAGCAGAAAUUGUGAAAUGAAGUGAUGUAGGUGGGCCAAAAACGUUUCUGGCAUAUUUUAGAGUACUAAGUUCAACCAUUCAGAAAGUUUUAAACUCGUAAUAGUACAUCAUUAGAAAACGGUGCUUAGUAGACAUUUCAAUUACCAAACUAAAGUGUGUUAUAGCUAUGUCCUGUAGACAUAGAUAAAGAAAUAAAAAAGCAAGCUGAUCAGCAUCUGUAAACAAAUGAAGGUGUUUCAUCUCGUGCUAGACACAGAAAAUUGUAAAUUGACACACUUUAUUUACAUUUACAUUUACAUUUAUUCAAAGAGGAAAACAUAAUUGAAUCAUCUUAAGGAGACAGUGGUAUGAAAAGUGCCAUACUACAAAGUUUCAUUAUCAUCAGAAUAGUAUACAAAACAGAUUUAAGUGCAACAAGAAUUGUAAAUAUAUAUAUAUUUUAUUUUUAUUUAUUUUUUUAGUGACCGGUUAAGUGCUAUUGGAAAAGAUGUGUUUUUAGCUGUUUUUUUUUAAGAUAGAGAGUGAGUCUGCUUCCAGUAUUGAGUUGGGAAGGUCAUUCCACCACCGUGGUCUGAUGAGACUGAGAGUCCGGGAAAGUGUUUUGGUGCCUCUUUGUUUUGGUCGACAUUCCUUAGCCGACCGCAGGCUUCUGGUGGGAACGUAGCUCUGCAUAAAUGUUUUUAGGUAUGCUGGAGCAGACCCAGUGACUGUUCUGUAUGCAGCAUCAGGGCCUUGAAUUUAAUACAUGCAUCAACCGGCAGCCAGUGGAGAGAGACAAAGAGUGGUGUAACGUGCUCUCUUAGGUUCAUUAAAGACCAGACAUGCUGCUGCAUUCUGGAUCAUUUGGAGAGGUCUAAUAGCACAUGCAGGGAGUUCUGCAAUGAGAGCGUUACAGUAGUCCAGUCUAGUUAUGACAAGGGACUGAACGAGCAGUUGUGUGGCAUGUACAUGACUUUAUAGACAUUCUCUUACUUCUCCAAUGCAUUCUAGAAGGUAAUCUCCCAGCAGCAUAAGUCUUGUGUCGUCAUAUUUAAUUGAGUUGCUAUUUGUGUUUCUGAAGUUCUUUACAGGUGAUUUCAAGCCAAAUUGUUAUAUUACGAAUGUGCAAACCAUCUGCGGCCACCAAAAUGGUGGAAAACGCACGAUGAUUAAAGUUGUUUAGAAAUUUAGAUCAUUGUUAUAGUGUAUUAGAUGAAAAAGGUUAUGUAAAAAAUAUUACAUUUUCUAAUAUUUGUAGUACUGUGAAUUUAAACGAUCAGAAUAAAUGUAAC
Messenger RNA from Xyrauchen texanus (razorback sucker), 3717 nucleotides. RefSeq names its product E3 ubiquitin-protein ligase TRIM35-like. Bases 90 to 1598 code for a protein of 502 amino acids. NCBI's taxonomy places the organism in Eukaryota, Metazoa, Chordata, Actinopteri, Cypriniformes, Catostomidae. Gene Ontology annotation, molecular function: zinc ion binding. The transcript is spliced from 6 exons. The record is from RefSeq and is a predicted model, not a curated record.